AUGCAUAGUAAACGGGACAUCGCCGCCAUCGCCAGUGACAAGAACUGGAAGGGCAUCGGGAUCUCUCUGCUGGUGAUCAUCGUGGUUCUGUCCUUCAUCGGACUCUCCAUCGUGCUUCUCUCCAGAGAUGAUGGAGGGAAGCCGUGUGUCGUCCCGCUCACCGUCAACGACCUCUUUGACCCAAGUUUCCAAAUCCAUGACCCAGAAGCAAAGUGGAUAAACGACGAGGAGAUCAUCUUCAGGUCUUGGGAUGGAAAUGUGUGGAAAGCAAACGUCCACAACAACGAGACGCUCCUGCUGCUCAAAAACACCACCUUCGCCACGUUCAAAGCCUCAAAGUUCUGGGUGUCUCCGGAUUUGGGGUUCGUCCUCCUGGCGUACGACUUGAGACCAGUGUUUCAGAAGUCCUUCUUGGCGUCUUACCUCAUCUACAACCUCUACACAAGAGAGGUACGGGAGCUGAACCCUCCUGAAGUCUCAGACUCUGUGCUGCAGUUUGCCUCGUGGGGCGUUCGCGGACAGCAGCUGAUGUACAUCUUCGAGAACAACAUUUAUUUCCAAACAGACGUCCAGAGCAGUUCCUGGAGGCUCACGUCCUCAGGGCAGGAGGGCAUCAUCUACAACGGGAUCUCAGACUGGCUCUACGAAGUGGAGGUCCUGAAGAGCCCUGUGUCUCACUGGUGGUCUCCUGAUGGUUCUAAACUGGCCUAUCUGACCAUCAACGACUCUCUGGUCCCGAACAUGCUCCUGCCGCGCUUCACCGGGGCUCUGUACCCUAAAGGGAACGAGUACCCCUACCCCAAGAUGGGUCAGACCAACCCCUCGGUCUCUGUCCAUGUGGUGUCUCUGGACGGCAGCUCCAGGAGCACAGAGCUGGGGCCUCCAGACAGCUUCAUCAAGAGAGACUUCUACGUCUCGAUGGUGAAGUGGCUGAGCAGUGAGAGAGUGGUGGUGAGCUGGGUGGACCGGGCCCAGAACAAGUCCAUCCUGAGUCUGUGUGAUGCCUCCUCUGGGGCCUGUUCAAAGAAACAUGUGGCGACGACGGAGAAGUGGCUCGACAGACAAAACGAGGAGCCGAUAUUUUCUGAAGACUACUCCACAUUCUUUAUCACGAUGCCAAUCAAACAUGGAGGACGGGGGACUUUCAGCCACAUUACAAUGAUCUCCAACCCGUCAGAAGGAGAAGACGUCAAUAUCCGACAUCUGACUUCAGGAAGCUGGGAGGUGACGCAGAUCGUGGCCUAUGAUGAGGACUCAAGUCUACUGUAUUAUCUGAGCACAGAGAAUGGACCAAUGCAAAGACAUCUCUACAGAGUGUCCACGGUGGACCCCUUCAGCAGACAGUGUAUGACCUGCUCCUUGGUCAGACCUCAGUGUUCCUUCUACAGUGUGACUCUGAGUCCAGACUUUCAGAACGUUCUCCUGCGCUGCAAAGGACCAGGGAUUCCACAAACCAAUCUCCACAGGCUCAGCAGCAUGAGCAUCGUGAGGACAGUGGACAGUGGAGCAGAGCUGAGACACUUCUUGGUGAACAGGACCAUUCCCCGAUGGGAGAGAAGAAUUAUUCCUAUCAAUAAUAAUGCACUGCGUCUGGAGCUCGCCGUCCCAGUGGAUUUGGACGAGGCUCGGCUGCAUCCACUGCUGCUCAUACUGGACAGCGCCCCCGGUGGUCAGCUGGUGAGUGAGCAGUUCUUUGUGGACUGGGACUCGGUGCUGGUGAGUUCGGACAGUGUGGUGGUGGCUCGGCUGGACGCUCGCGGCAGUGGCUUCCAGGGACAGAGACUCCUGCACGAGCUGCACCACAGACUGGGGACUGUGGACCUGCAGGACCACAUCACCGCCGUGGAGUAUUUAACCAGGCUGCCUUAUAUUGAUGGAAACAGAGUGGGAGUGUAUGGAAAGGCCUACGGAGGCUUCCUGUCCUCGCUCCUGCUGCUCUCUCACAGCCACAUCUUCCAGUGUGCUGUGGCUGUGGCUCCGGUCUCCAACUGGAACUUCUACGCGUCGACCUUCACAGAGAAAUACUUUGGACAGCCGCUGAAAGACGAGUCCAAAUUCCAAAUUUCGAGUUUAAUUCAGAAUUUCACAAGAACAAAUCCAGCCGACUUACUGAUCAUCCACGGGACUGCUGACGCCACUGUGCACUUCCAGCAUUCGGCAGAACUGGUCAAGCUGCUGUCGUCUCUCAGCGUCAACUACACUCUGCAGAUUUUUCCGGACGAAGGCCACGACAUCUCAACCCCAAAAAGCAAACACUACAUGUUCACUUCAGUCCUCAACUUCUUCAGACACUGCUUCCUGCCAGACCCAGAGGUGGCGCCAGAGAGCGACAAGGAGGAGGACUAG
Messenger RNA from Knipowitschia caucasica, 2346 nucleotides. The record is from the annotation of a GenBank genome assembly. NCBI's taxonomy places the organism in Eukaryota, Metazoa, Chordata, Actinopteri, Gobiiformes, Gobiidae.